Conger conger (European conger) is the source of this 1814-nucleotide messenger RNA. It is a transcript of the gene kics2, whose product is annotated as KICSTOR subunit 2. Gene Ontology annotation, cellular component: KICSTOR complex. Lineage: Eukaryota; Metazoa; Chordata; Actinopteri; Anguilliformes; Congridae. Gene Ontology annotation, biological process: negative regulation of TORC1 signaling; cellular response to amino acid starvation; cellular response to glucose starvation. The record is from RefSeq and is a predicted model, not a curated record. The transcript is spliced from 5 exons. The coding region runs from base 300 to 1691 and encodes 463 amino acids.
GCUUUACCGGGAAUAGGGUUGGGCAGCCCUGGCGUAGAUACCGGAAAUGUGUCGCUUAUUUCAGAGGAAAGUAAACAGAAACAAUGUAGUGCGGCAGUUCAACCUCUGCUGUCUGCAGCGCGUGCAGUCGUUUCCGUCCUUAAUUUGCAUGAACUAUUUUAAAAUGGAAGUCUACAUACAGUUCAGUAAAAUCACGUUUUUUUAAAGCCAUCGUAACAUAACUCGCUAAUACCUGUCCAGCCUAUUUAAUCCCCCGCAAGAGAAGAGCACAAUCCUGACUCAUAAUUGUCGUUUUCAGAAUGCACAGUAUAGCUAUGGUAAAACUGAAUGAAAAAUACACGUCUGAAGGCGAGGCGACGCGUGACGAAGAGCUGCGUCCAGUGCCGAAGGAGAGGGCGAUUCUGGAAAGCUACUUCACGCAGCUGGGGAUAUUCUCCUUCGACAGGGCGAAGGACUACGUGGAGAAAGAGAAGGACAACAGCAAGAGCGCAGGGGCGAUAUGGGCCGCUCUCCUGGCCGCCCUCGCUCAUCUCGCCGCUGCAGAGAAAGCCUACCACAACAUGACUUUCUUGGGGCAAAAAAUUGGCGGCCAGUCGUUUUUCAGUCGGAAGGACUCGAUCCGGACCCUGUACACCUCUCUGUACAACGAGCUGAAGAAGGUGGUGACCACAGGCCGUAAUGCGGCUGGCGGCACUGCACCCUACCUGGAGGACCUGCUGUCUCAUCUGGCUGAGCAGCUGUGCCACUUCAUCCAGGCGCGCAUGGAGGUGGCCGACUUCUACGAGAAGAUGCACUCGCUGGGCGGGCAGAAGGCCGUCAGCUCCGAGGAGCUGGUGAGCGCGCUGGAGUCCGUGGCGCACAAGUACAGCUCCCGGUUCCACCACCCCAUCCUCAGCGGGCUGGAGAGCAGCUUCCAGGUGGAGCUGGACGUGCUGACGCAGCUGCUGCGCAGUCAGGCUCAGAUCUCCGAGUGGCAGUUCCUGCCGUCGCUGCUGAACCUGCACGCCGCGCAGUCCAAGCUGCAGAGCUGGGGCCUGGGGUUCGAGAGGCAGCGCGAGACCCGUAAGCACCUGUGGGGGGGGCAGGUGCAGCGCGCGGUGCAGCCCCCCCACCUGUUCCUGUGGCUGCGGCGGCUGCUGGCCUCGCUGCUGGCCAAGUUCAGCCUGUACUUCCACGAGGCGCUGCUGCGCCAGAGCUCUCUGUCCGACAUGAAGGCGCUCACCGCCAAGACCUCUCCCGACUACCUGGGCCGGAUCUCCGCCUUCAUCCGCAAGCACGACGCCCUCAACGUGUCGCUCAUCUUCGACAACCGCGGCUCCGAGAGCUUCCAGGGGCACGGGUACCACCACCCGCACUCCUACCGUGAGGCCCCCAAGGGUGUAGAUCAGUUCCCUGCCGUGGUGUCGUUGCCUAGCGACCGGCCACUCACGCACUGGCCCAACGUUAUCAUGAUCAUGAGCGACCGUGCGGCCGACCUCAACUCGCUGGACAAGGUGGUGCACUUCUACGACGACAAGGUGCAGAGCACGUACUACCUGAGCCGGCCUGAGCCCCACUUCACCAUCAUCACCAUCUUCGACUCCCGCAAGUCGGAGAAGGACUCCCACAUCGUCUCCUUCCUGCAGGACAUCUGCUGCUCGCUGCGCAACUCCAAACCCUUCACCUCCCUCAAACCCGGCUCCAAGGGUUGAGGGUCCGCUUCUCCCUGAUUAAUCCUCCAGGGUUCAUUGUCAGACCCUACGUUUGGAGUUGGUCUAUGAUGAGAGUACUGAGUGCAGCUGUCCAAUAAUAAAGCCAAAUACUUAAGACUUAAA